AUGAACUUUGCCGAAGACGAAGACGACGAGGCGCGACAGCUUCAUCAUCCCAUGGGCUACGACGAACACCAUCCCACACUCAUGUCCAACUGGAUGCCCAAUUCGACAGACGAAGGCCUACCGCGCAAGCCGGGCAAGUUUGCGUGGUCGAAUCCUGAGCUGUUGCAGCGCCAGAUUGAUCAUCGGCAACGUGGCGGCGGGCGCCAGUCCCUGCCGCUCGUGAGCUGGUUCCUUGCCCUUGGCAUGACGGGCGCCUUUAUCGCCGAGCUGAUCAUUGCAAAACAGACGACUGGGCAAGCAAUACAGACGCACCCCCAAAUCCAGCCGAUGCUGGGUCCCUCUGCCGAGUUUCUCAUCUCGUUUGGCGCACGAUUUGUACCUUGCAUGCGGAGCAUGCCUGGUCUUCCUGCGACCAACAGGCUGCCGUGUCUGGAAUACACGACGUCGUCUCAAACCACCUUUACGCCGAACCAACUCUGUCCUCUGGCCGAAAUUUGUGGCCUAGCGGAUGCGAGCAAUCCCAAUCAAUCCUACCGCUUUGUGUCGGCAAUCUUUGUACAUUCCGGCAUUGUCCAUAUCCUCUUUAACCUGCUUGUGCUCCUCACGCUCUGCUGCCAAAUUGAAAAGUUGAUUGGCUCCGUGGCGUACACGGUGGUGUUUGUGGCCGGGGGCAUUGGCGGCAACCUGCUCGGCGGCAAUUUUGGGUUGAUCGGGCAGCCCGCACUUGGCGCCUCGGGCUCGAUUUAUACGUGUAUCAGUCUCGAGAUUGUGGACUUGAUCUACAACUCGAAAUACGAAAAUCGGGCACGGACACGCAUUGUGACCUCGACCAUCUUUUCCAUCAUCGGCCUGGGCCUAGGGCUCUUGCCGGGCAUCGACAACUUUUCGCACAUUGGCGGGUUCUGCAUCGGAAUCCUCGGCGGCCUCUUCUUUGCCCCGUCCAUCCAUGCUACGCGCUCACACAUGAUCGGGACCUGGGUGCUGCGGCUGAUCGGCCUGGGCCUGCUGGUGGCCUACUUUGUGGCUCUCGGCCUAAACUUUUACCGCAGUGAAGACCCGCGGCAGGCGUGUACCUGGUGCAGGUACCUGUCCUGCUUGCCCGUCUUCCAAUCGUGCAAAGGGAUUGGUAUCUCGACCACCGAUUCCGAUGGACAAACGGCGACCAACUAG
Messenger RNA from Malassezia japonica, 1170 nucleotides. RefSeq names its product protein S-acyltransferase. Gene Ontology annotation, biological process: proteolysis. Gene Ontology annotation, molecular function: serine-type endopeptidase activity. The transcript is spliced from 5 exons. NCBI's taxonomy places the organism in Eukaryota, Fungi, Basidiomycota, Malasseziomycetes, Malasseziales, Malasseziaceae. Bases 1 to 1170 code for a protein of 389 amino acids. Gene Ontology annotation, cellular component: membrane. The record is from RefSeq and is a predicted model, not a curated record.